AUGGAUCGUUUCCGAGCUCUAUCCCUCUUCCAGCCAUCUAACUUGAACGGCGCAAUCGGUGCUGCUGAUUAUGAAGGAGACCAUGAGCGACCACAACAUAUCUUCGGUUGCAUGUUGGGGAUUCCUCAUACCCAAAUGGCCCGACUUGUAGCUGUACUUGGCUUUGAUUUUAUCUUUGUCGACACUUUACAUGUGCCGACUAAUCCAGAGACUCUUGUGUCUCUUAUUCAGACGAUUAGCUUUGCCAGCGAGGGCAAGACUGUUGCUCUUGUACGAGUUCCCAGUCCUGACUCCGACUUGCUAGCUUAUGCCUUGGACGCAGGUGCGGGUGGUAUCGUCUUCCCCCAGAUUGAUACACCUGAGCAGGCAGCAGCAGCUGUUUACAAGGUCAGACAUGCCUACAAUGGCGGAAUGAGAUCCAUCUCUCCAAUUGCAUUGUAUGAUGGAAUCACAAACAUUGCUCCUGAGGGAUGGACAUCAGAGACUAUUGCAGAUAGAAAUGUCUCAGUGAUUUGCCAGAUUGAAAGCGAUGUGGGCGUUGAGAAUGUCGAUGCCAUUGCAAGAACCCCCGGAGUCAACGUGCUCAUGGUUGGUGUUACAGACCUGAAGGCCACUCUGGGUAUUCCAGUCCGCAACCCCAAUGGUCUUGUUGAUGAGUCCAAGUUCCAAGAGGCUAUCUCCAAAAUGAUAGCUACUUCGAAGGAAACUGGGAUUCAACUCAUGAUUCCUGCUUUCAGGCUGAAGCCUGAAGAUGUUAACUGGCUGAAGAAUUUCAAAAUGGUUGUUACCAGUGUUGAUAUUUUGUCUGUUAUGAAGACUCAUCGGAGUGACCUAGCUCAGAUGAAGGAAGCUCUGGGAGUGGCAGACGCGUCGUCAAACGGUGCCUCCAACGGGAAGCUCAAUGGAAAGGCCAAUGGAAAAGCUAACGGCAAAGCAAACGGCAUCACUAAUGGGGUGAACAACGGCGUCGGCAAUGGGAUAACCAAUGGGCAUCAUUAG
This is a messenger RNA of Fusarium venenatum, 999 nucleotides long. Its product is annotated as HpcH/HpaI aldolase/citrate lyase family protein. Gene Ontology annotation, molecular function: aldehyde-lyase activity. Gene Ontology annotation, cellular component: cytoplasm. The record is from RefSeq and is a predicted model, not a curated record. Lineage: Eukaryota; Fungi; Ascomycota; Sordariomycetes; Hypocreales; Nectriaceae.